Molecule: messenger RNA, 1824 nt
Organism: Ceratosolen solmsi marchali
Lineage: Eukaryota; Metazoa; Arthropoda; Insecta; Hymenoptera; Agaonidae
Gene: Eip63E
Product: cyclin dependent kinase Eip63E
Biological process (GO): protein phosphorylation
Cellular component (GO): cytoplasm; nucleus
Molecular function (GO): ATP binding; cyclin-dependent protein serine/threonine kinase activity
Source: RefSeq, a predicted model, not a curated record
AUGAGAGAGAAAAAGAAUGGUGCUUUAAGCAGAGUGCAAAAAUUGAAAAAGAGAUUGAGCCAUAGUUUUGGUAGACUGUAUUUUAUAUUGCGAUAUUACUAAAAGAUGUGGAGAUGUUGCUCUGUUAAAAUUGAAAAGCAGCAAAUCUGUCCUAUGUUUAUUGGACACAUUGCUUCAAUAUCAAAAGAAGAAGCCGAAGAUGCAGUAAGCCGAGUUCAAUUGCCUUAUAACGGCUACUCUGAAGAGUUUCUAGACCGGUUGGAGACAAAUGGUAAUAUACCUUCUAAUAAAGAUAGGCAUUAUGAUUGGGUAGACAUUGGUGAACGUGAUAGGGUACACAGACAACUUUCUGUUUCGAGCGAUUCAAAACUUUUAGACGAGGAUAUUAGAGAAGAGGCUAAAGUUAUUCUGCGACCGCGACGGCCACCGAGACCAAAAUCUGAAGUUUUCCUUGGACCAGAGCCACCACCUAGGCGAACCAAACGAUUUUCUGCUUUUGGCGGUGACUCUCCGUUUGGAAAAUCAGAAGCAUAUAUGAAAUUAGAACAAUUAGGAGAAGGUUCCUAUGCGACAGUGUUCAAGGGUUUCAGCCAUCUAAUGAACCAAGUGGUCGCAUUGAAAGAGAUUAGACUGCAAGAGGAAGAAGGAGCUCCAUUUACCGCUAUUCGAGAGGCCAGUUUAUUGAAAGAAUUAAAACAUAAUAAUAUUGUUACACUACAUGAUAUCAUCCAUACUCGGGAAACUUUGACUUUUGUAUUUGAAUACGUUCAUACGGAUCUUUCACAAUACAUGGAAAAGUACAGUAGUAAUAGUGGAGGCCUUGAUCCACAUAAUGCUAAAUUAUUUCUUUUUCAACUACUACGGGGACUUUCUUAUUGCCAUCGUAGGAGAGUGCUUCAUCGAGAUGUUAAACCUCAAAAUCUAUUGAUUAGUGAAAUUGGCGAGUUGAAGUUGGCAGACUUUGGUUUGGCUAGAGCUAAAUCUGUACCAUCACAUACUUAUUCGCAUGAAGUUGUUACUCUGUGGUACAGACCACCAGAUGUUUUACUUGGAUCUACAGAAUAUUCAACUUCCUUAGAUAUGUGGGGAGUUGGAUGUAUUUUCGUAGAAAUGUUAACAUUUCCUGGCGUUCGAUGCACUUACGAUCAGCUUGAUAAAAUUUUUAAAAUUCUUGGUACACCAACUGAAGAAACAUGGUCUGGAGUUACACAGUUACCAGGUUAUAAACCUAAUAGAUUAGCUUUCUAUCCGACGCGAAAACUUGGCCUUUCAUUUCCAAAACUAUAUGAUAUUGCCGAAGUAGAUAAUAUGGCAUCAUCGUUUUUACAACUGAAUCCAGAUGAAAGACUUGGAGCUGAAGAUGCUUUGCAUCACUUAUACUUUGCUUCGUUACCUAGAAAGCUGUAUGAAUUACCAGAUGAAGUAUCAAUAUUUAGUGUCGAAGGUUGCCGAUUACAUACAGAGAUCCAACAAACAUAUGCUGAUUCACGACAAACAAUUCUCAAAACUUGAAGAAUUUAGUAAUAAAAAUUAAGGUUUACUGAGCACAUAAUGAUGAAGAAAUUGGGAUGAAAAAUAAUGACUAAAAAAGUACUUAUAAAUUUAACUUCGCAAGUACCUUUCUAGGUGAAUGUUGUUUACAGAGGACAAAGGGAAUAUGUUUGAUUAUUGUACUUUAUCUGAAAAUAUUAGAUAAAACAAUCAAAAGAAAAUAGAUAACGUACAAAAUUAUCAAUAAUGGAUUAAUGAUAUACAAAAUCCAGAAUGACUCCAUAUGUUUAAUUAUUAAAUGAGUAAACCCUAGGUCUAGAAUAUUUUGAAGAC